AAAACAUUCUUGCAUUAAAUAUGAGACAUUAAUUGCAUUUACUGUGUGUAAAUUAUCUUUCUAAUAGAAUCAAUUUAGUAUUUUCGUAACACUAAAAAGGUGGUAAUAAAUGUCCUUUAGCCAACAUUGAGAAGGUAAUAAAGUCGGCAUUGAGAAGGUAAUAAAGUCAACAUUGAGAAGGUAAUAAAGUCAACAUUAAGAAGGUAAUAAAGUCGACAUUGAGGAGGUAAUAAAGUCAACAUUGAGGAGGUAAUAAAGCCAACAUUGAGGAGGUAAUAAAAUCAACAUUGAGGAGGCAAUAAAAUCAACAUUGAGGAAGUAAUAAAGUCAACAUUGAGAAGUGAACACUUUAUCUAUCAAUGAAACCUUCAUUACAAAACUUGUUAAACGAUGUCUUGUAUACUACUAGAUCGUCGCAUUUCAAUAUUACUUCAACUAGUUUUGAUAAUCAUCAACCGGUACCUCGUUUCGCUAAUCGAGAUUCAAUUUUUAUACCCCCGAUGAUUGUUGGCGCAAUUUUUAGCAUUGUAACAAUCGGUGGGAAUUUUUUGAUUAUUUUGGCUUAUUUUACAAACGAAAAAAUUAGAAGCGUGUCUAAUGUUCCAUUAUUGUCAUUGGCAUUCACAGACAUGUUUAUUGGAAUUAUUCCUGUGACCAUGAACAUCCUGGAAAUGUCUAUGGGAUAUUGGCCCCUGGGUAAAGAAAUGUGUAAUGUAGCGCUGAUGCUGGACUACGUCUCAGUUCAGUCUUCAAUAAACCAUAUUGUUUUGAUUAAUUUUGAGCGGUAUCUUGCAUAUAAAUCCCCAGUUAAACAUCAAUUACUCCAAAAAACAUCCAGAGUUAUUGUUAAAUUAUUCACAGUGUGGUUUAUAGCUGUUAUAAUAUGGGCACCUUUUAUUAACAUUUAUACAUACAAGGUGAGAAGCGACAAUCCAUAUAAUAAUCAAUGCUACAACCAGUUUUCAAAUGUUAAAGAUUAUAAAUUUAAAAGAUACAUUUUUGUUACGGUAUCAGUAACUGGAUACUUUUUACCGCUCGGUAUUGUGAUUGUUACGUACUGGAAAAUGUAUUUUAUAAUAAAGCAGCAACUUAAUCAAGCGUCUAAUUUUUUCAAUGCUUCAAAUUAUUCGGCUAAUUAUUCAAAUUAUUCGGCUGCAAAAACAACUAAAUGGCAUUCAUUAACUUCACCGUCCGAUGGAAUGCAAGAUAAUACUACUGAUAGGCAAAAAAAUCUAGAUUCAAUAAAAAGCCUAAAGACAAUACUUAAACAUAAAAAAGCAUUGCGUCUCAUAGUAAGCAUAUUAUCAGCUUUUUUAUUAACUGGGUUACCUCUUAAUGCACAAUGGCUUUUGGUUGGCAUGUGUCCAACUUGUUAUAAUAAAACAUUAUUUGAUGUAUGCAAUUUUUUAACAUACCCAAACUCUUUAGUUAAUCCUUUUCUUUAUGCAUGUGCAAGUCGAACGUUUCGUAAGGAGUUCAAAAAGUUGCUGCUCUGUGGAUUUUUUUUGAAUUGUAUUUCGGUUUCUAAAAAGUUACACGUCAACUAUCGUGCCAACUGCAUUGCAAAUGAUCAAGAAUACAAAGAAUUGUCACAAAGUGUUUCCACCGAAAUUAUAUAGUCUGUUGACAUGCAAUUAUGGAUACGGGUAAAAUGCGGAGAUGUAAAAUGGAGAAAUAAAGUGCGGAAAACUUAUCCAAACCCUUACCGUUACGCUAUCCCAACCAAAACCAAACUUUUGCAUGUUCUUCCAAAAUCAGUUGAUUUAUUUAGUGAAGCCCCCAACCUUAUUUUCACACUUUACUCCUAUUUUUUCUUUUUCAUAAAAAAUAAGUUUAUUUUACAUAUAAGAUGUUGUAAAAAAAUCAUUAUUAAUAUGUAAUUAUGAAUUAGUUCCUUACUUUAUUUUUUAAUACGCAUAAGUUUAUAAAUAUGGUUUCAGAUAUUGUUAUUCUAAAUAAUGAUGUUCGAAAAUAAGUUUUUAAAUAAAAAAUU
Messenger RNA from Hydra vulgaris (swiftwater hydra), 1993 nucleotides. Its product is annotated as muscarinic acetylcholine receptor M3. Gene Ontology annotation, biological process: chemical synaptic transmission; G protein-coupled receptor signaling pathway, coupled to cyclic nucleotide second messenger; adenylate cyclase-inhibiting G protein-coupled acetylcholine receptor signaling pathway. Lineage: Eukaryota; Metazoa; Cnidaria; Hydrozoa; Anthoathecata; Hydridae. The record is from RefSeq and is a predicted model, not a curated record. Gene Ontology annotation, molecular function: G protein-coupled serotonin receptor activity; G protein-coupled acetylcholine receptor activity. Gene Ontology annotation, cellular component: plasma membrane; synapse; dendrite.